Messenger RNA from Parasteatoda tepidariorum (common house spider), 3784 nucleotides. The record is from RefSeq and is a predicted model, not a curated record. NCBI's taxonomy places the organism in Eukaryota, Metazoa, Arthropoda, Arachnida, Araneae, Theridiidae.
UUUAAAAACGCUUAACAUUACGUUUAAUUUUUAUCUUCGACAAAAAAGAACCCACAGAGUAAACGUGUUAUACGUAACUUCGUAGGAAAGAACCAAUAUCAUAGUUAUGCUACUACAAAAUUUGAAUUUAAAACUUCUCAUUACGCGCAUACAUUAACGUCGAUUCAGUGCUAUUUAAACUUUGUUUUUAGUUUUCAUCCUUAACUGUGACUGUACCUUGAAUGCACGUUAUUUGGUUUCAUGAUUUGUUUACAUUUAACGAUCUGUGAUUGUGACGUGAUUUUUGCCGGUACUUGUACGUUACAGAUUAAUUAAAAGAUGAAAAUUGGAGUAAUUGGCGCUGGAAACAUUGGCCAAGCUCUGGUCAGGGGAAUUCUCGCUUCAGGGUUUGCCUCUCCUGAAGAAAUCUGGUUAAGUAGAAGAAACACAAGUCUUCUUGAUGAUUUUAAAGAGAAAGGGUGCCACAUUACAACCGAAAAUGCAGAGGUUGUGCAAAAUUCAGAGAUUAUUUUAGUGGGAGUGAAACCUCAUCAUGUUUGGUCUGUUUUGAGAGAAGUAAAAGAACAUGUUACAGCUGAUCAUUUGAUCAUUUCAGCUGCUAUGGGUGUUACUACAACAAAAAUGGAAGAGAUUCUUCCUCCAAUGUCUCGUGUGAUCAGAUGCACACCAAAUACAGCAGCUGUUGUUUUGGCUGGAGUCACUGUGUUUUCCUGUGGGAAGCAUACACGAAGAGGUGAUGCUGAAUUAGCGCGAAAAAUAUUUUCUGGAAUCGGCUUUACUGAGGAAGCAGAAGAAAAACUUAUGGAUGCAGUGACUGGUGUCAGUGGUGCUGGGCCAGCCUUUGUACUGAUGGCGAUUGAAGCUAUUGCUGAUGGAGGUGUCAAAAUGGGUUUACUAAAAAGUGUAGCUUUGAAAUUAGCUGCACAUACAGUCCUUGGAGCAGCAAAAAUGGUUAUAGAGACUGGUCAGCAUCCUGGGCUUUUAAAGGAUCAGGUUAUAUCUCCUGGUGGUGCUACAAUUAGAGGUAUUCAUGAACUGGAAAAAAAUUGCUUCCGAGGUUCUCUCAUGGCAGCUGUUGAAGUUGCUACUUUGCGCUCUAAAGAAACUGAAGAAGAGGCCAAUAAAUCUGUUUAAUUAUGUUGUGGGUAGAUAUUGAAUGUUAUACAUACGUAUGGUUUCUCUCUUUUUAUAUUUUUGCUGGGAGUUGCAGAAAAAUAGGCAUUUAGUCAUUUUUAUUUUAUAACUGAUUUUAACAGUAUCAAUUAUUGUAGCAACAAUUACAAUUUCUACUUGUUUCACAACCAGAUACAUAACUGAUCUAUUUCUAUGCAUUAAUUUUUUAUUUUGUUUUUUAAAAAAAAAUAACUAAAUUGUAAACAAAUAUUUCAAUUAAAUGUUUUGUUAGGAAAUUAACUAAAGUAGACUUCUUGUUAUAAAGGUUAAGGAUUUAUUGGGGAUUAUCUUCUUUCAUUAUACUCAAGAAUAUAUCAUAAGUAAAGUCACUACUGUACUAUUUUUUGAGGAUAGAGGAUUUUAUCUUAACUAAUUUUGGUUGUAUAAACUCUUAUAUCAACAACUACAAUUUCUACUUGUUUCACAACUAGAUACAUUAGUGUUCUAUUAUUACAUUAUUUAAAAGAAAUAAUAAUAACCAAAUACACAAAUAUUUCAAUGAAAUGUUUUGUUAGGAAAUUAACUAAUGUAGACUUUUUGUUGAUAUAAAGGUUAAGGAUUUAUUGGGCAUAAUCUUCUUUCGUAAUACUCAAGAAUACAUCAUAAGUAAAGUCACUGCUGUACUAUUUUUUUGAGGAUAGAGAAAAAUAUUUGCAAUUUAGUAUUGUUUACAAGUUCUGUUAAUUUUUUAAUUAUUAUUUCUAAUCACCUUUUAUGUUUUUGAAUCAUAUUGGAUAAUUGAGUUUACAAAUUAUAAGAAUCCUGUCAUCUUUAUGAUUGUGAAAUAUAUAUAUAAAACUGAAUCUUCUUUAAACUUAUCUUUCGCAGCACAAGUUAGUGAUUGUCUAGUAAACUUUCUAGCUUAGUAAGCACCUGAAAGUUCUCUUUUUUUUUAAAUGUAUUUAUUUAAUGUAAGAAAUGCUUCAAAAAAAAUUUUUGUGGCAAAGCUGACAAAAUGUUUAACCCUGAUUCUUUUUAUUACUAAUUAACAUUACUAUGUAAUGUUUUAUUGUUUCAUGGUAUUUCAACCGAAAGAAAACUAGUUUGCUAGACAGUUUUCUGCUCGAAAUAUGAGUUUUUAAGUUCAGAAUUGCAAAGAGUUAGAAGAUAAGCAUUUAAAUUCAUCAUCAUCUUGAAUAAACAAAUUUUAAAAAAUAAUAAUAUAAAAUUAUUAUGAAUUGUAAAUUUAUUUUAAAUAAUUAAGGUUUUAAUAAACAUUUCUAGUAUUUACUGUAGAUAAACUAAUGAAUGCGUCUUAUGGUUAAGGUAUAAUUGCAAUGUAUGUAAAUUUUAAAAAAAAUUACUGUCAAAGUAAAAAUAAGUAUAUUUAUAAGAUUUGGCGAGAUUUGUAAAGAUUGCCAGUGUAAUAUAAUGCAAUUUUUUUUUCUAAAUUUCCUAAGAAAUUCUCUUUAAUCUAUUCAAAAAUGAAUUUCAUAUUUACUUCACCUGACUACUAUUCUAUAUCAAAUAUUCCCAUAUCUAAAAUCAAACAGAAGUUUUCUAAUAUCUUUAAUUUUUGUGUAUAAAGUUAGGUUUUAUAUUGAUUGUACAUAUUUUUUGCAAAAAGGACUUAUUAAGAGAUAUUCUUAAUAAAGCAAAAAAACUAAAGUGCCAUUGCUUUUCAAAACCAAAUAUACGUGAAGAUGUGUUCCUUGUUUUCAAAAUACUAAAAAGCAAUUAAAAGUUAAAAGAUUUUUUUUAAUAAUGUAUUUUUUUACAUUUUCUUUUCUGCAUUAUUUUUUACACAAAACAGUGCAACAAAAUUACAAAACAAUGAUUUUUAUCUUCUCUAAAAAGCAAAAAGUAUACUAUAAGUAUUCUAUUCUGUUUAUAAGCAGGGAAUAAAAAAAUAUUUUGAAACACUUUACUAGUUUCAUUAAUGUUUUAAAAAAAUUAUUCAGUAUUAUUUUUAAUAAAACUGCUCUUGAUGAAGUUAAAACAAUUCAUAGUAGAUGGUCUCCAUUGAAUUAAGUAUUUGUUUAGUAGUAAUGUUUUUUUUAUCUUCUUCUCUUUUUUUGUUUCAAUGUACACCUAAAAUUAUAGAUUGAUUACAGCAUGUGACUUUGUUCAUUAGUUCUAUUUUGUAUUUCGUAUGUACAUUAAAUUUUAAAAAAACACCCGCUAGGACUUUUGUUCUAAUAUUGGAUUUUUAUGUACUUAGCCUCAAUAGUUUGAGGGGUGACCUCAAAUAUGCUAAUUCAUUACUGCAUGACACAAAAACUUACUUUUUCUGAAUAAGCAUACCUUUUUACGAUUUUUUUUAUAAUUAUUACUUCAAUCAAAAUAUGGCUAGGAGAGCAGUCCGAAGUUUGAACCCCUUAAUAAUUUUCUUUUUGCAAUAUUUCGCCAUAUCACAAAAACUUUUUAAGUGAAUUGAAAACAUUUUUGCACCCUAUUAUAAAAAUUUUUUAUCCAGAAAUCGUUCCAAACAAAAAUAAUUAUAUUAAUUGGUAGUCAAUAUUUCGCCAUAUCACAAAAACUUUUUAAGUGAAUUGAAAAAAAUUUUACACGCUAUUAUAUAUUAUCCAAAUAUUUGACUGCUGUCUUGACUAAGCUAUUGGGAUCAUAUUUCACACAUUGCAGAUACAUUUUAAGGGCCAGGAAUUCAAGU